Nerophis lumbriciformis (worm pipefish) is the source of this 1020-nucleotide messenger RNA. NCBI's taxonomy places the organism in Eukaryota, Metazoa, Chordata, Actinopteri, Syngnathiformes, Syngnathidae. The record is from RefSeq and is a predicted model, not a curated record.
AUGGACGCGGAGAUCAUUCCCAAGUUUUCCACUAAGGACGAAGAAGUUGAUUACUGGAAGUCACAAGCCCUCAAGUAUAAGAAAAGCUGCCACGACGCUCGCGAGGAGCUGCAGGAGUUCCAAGAGGGCAGCCAAGAACUGGAGGCCGAGCUGGAAGCGCAACUGGGCCAGGCCGAACGCCGCCUGCACGAGCUGCAGAGUGAAAACGAGCGGCUGAGAAACGAGGCCGACAACCUUAAGGAGAAACUAGAGAAGCAGUACGCACAAAGCUACGAGCAGAUCUCCACUCUGGAGGAUGACCUCGGCCGGACGCGAAGCAUCAAGGAACAGCUCCACAAGUCCGUGCGCAAGCUGGAGCAAGCCAACGAUGACUUGGAGAGGGCCAAAAGGGCUACCAUCGUCUCCCUGGAGGACUUUGAGGGCCGCUUGAACCAAGCCAUUGAGAGAAACGCCUUCCUGGAGAGCGAGCUGGAUGAGAAGGAGUCGCUCUUGGUGUCGGUGCAGCGGCUCAAAGACGAAGCGCGAGACCUCCGACAGGAACUAGCGGUGCGCGAGAGGACGACGGACAGGAUGUCUGCGCCCAGCUCUCCCACUCUGGAUCCGGACAAGGCCGACUCGGCCGUGCAGGCGUCAAUUUCGCUGCCCGCCACGCCGGUGGGACAGAACGCCAAGCAUACUUUUGGCGGACCCAAAGUCAUAAAUGUCUUGUACCUCAUACCGUCAGCGCUAACCAACGGCUGCGGCAGCUCAUCUCUCACGCCUUCGGCCAGAAUGUCGGCACUCAACAUCGUGGGCGACCUGCUCAGAAAAGUCGGGGCUUUGGAGUCCAAACUGGCCGCCUGCCGGAGUUUCGCCAAAGACCAGGCGUCGAGAAAAGCGGAAAACGGCGCCGUCGUCAACGGCAACGCCGCCAAAUUCUCGCACGCCAUCCACACCACCUACUUCGACAAAAGCGGCGCCGUCAACGGACUGGACUCCAGAACCGUCUCCCCGCCGGGUUUACUACCCCUGCGCGUGUGA